This is a messenger RNA of Salvelinus sp. IW2-2015, 3260 nucleotides long. It is a transcript of the gene peli2, whose product is annotated as pellino E3 ubiquitin protein ligase family member 2. Gene Ontology annotation, biological process: regulation of Toll signaling pathway; protein polyubiquitination. The record is from RefSeq and is a predicted model, not a curated record. NCBI's taxonomy places the organism in Eukaryota, Metazoa, Chordata, Actinopteri, Salmoniformes, Salmonidae. Gene Ontology annotation, molecular function: ubiquitin protein ligase activity; protein binding.
GUUGUUUUUGGAUCUGCUGUUAAAGCGGAUUGAACCACCGAGUUGCGUUAACUACGACUCCCUUACAAAACGUUUUUAUUCCAUUAAUUUUAAAAGAAAGACUGCUCUAUAUAGUCGUAAAUACGUAUGCAACGAGAUAUACAGUGAAAUGGCAGUUGCGUACACUCUUUGUAGGGAAUCCCUUGUGUUCUUUUCCCUCUGAAUUUGAGAGAGUGCUUUGAGAUCGAGGGGCGCCUGCUGUCCAUUGAAGCAAGAAGCCUCAUGUUUUCGCCAAGCCAGGAGGAGCAGUGCGCCCCUACAAAAGACCCAAUAAAAUACGGGGAGUUGGUAGUAUUAGGGUACAAUGGCUCCCUCCCGAACGGAGACCGGGGCAGAAGGAAAAGCCGCUUUGCCCUGUACAAGAGAAGCAAAGCCAACGGUGUUAAACCCAGCACCGUCCAUAUCCUCAACACACCACAGGCCAGCAAGGCGGUGAACUGCAAAGGGCAGCACAGUAUUUCCUACACUCUGUCCAGGAACCAGACAGUAGUGGUGGAAUACUGCCAUGACAAAGACACAGACAUGUUUCAGAUUGGCCGCUCCACAGAGAGUCCCAUAGACUUUGUGGUGACGGACACUGUGUCUGGGGGUCAGGAGGGAGAGGAGACGCCCAUCACCCAGAGCACCAUCUCGCGCUUCGCCUGUCGUGUCGUCUGUGAGCGGGUCCUGCCCUACACCGCCCGCAUCUACGCUGCUGGCUUUGACUCCUCCAAGAACAUCUUCCUGGGGGAAAAAGCUGCCAAGUGGAAGAACCCGGAUGGUCACAUGGACGGGCUGACAACCAAUGGAGUGCUGGUGAUGCACCCCAGGGGUGGGUUCACAGAGGAGUCCAAGCCGGGAGUAUGGAGGGAGAUCUCUGUGUGUGGGGAUGUUUACACCCUGAGAGAGACCCGCUCUGCUCAGACCCGCGGCAAACUGGUGGAGUGUGAGAGCAACGUGCUGCAGGACGGUUCCCUGGUAGACCUAUGUGGCGCCACCCUGCUGUGGCGCACAGCUGAUGGCCUCUUCCACACACCCACCCAGAAGCACCUGGAGGCCCUGCGGCAGGAGAUCAACGCAGCGCGCCCCCAGUGCCCUGUGGGCCUCAACACCCUGGCUUUCCCCAGCAUGCAGCGCAGCCGUGCCCUCUCCUCCCUGGAGGACAAGCAGCCCUGGGUCUACCUGGCCUGUGGCCACGUGCACGGCUACCACAACUGGGGCCACCGCUCGGAACAGGAGCCCAGCGCCCAGCGGGAGUGCCCCAUGUGCCGGACCGUGGGCCCCUACGUGCCGCUGUGGCUGGGCUGUGAGCCUGCCUUCUACGUUGAUGUGGGCGCCCCCACACAUGCCUUUGUGCCGUGCGGACACGUGUGCUCAGAGAAGUCGGCAAAGUACUGGGCGGAGAUCCCUCUGCCCCAUGGCACCCACGCCUUCCACGCCGCCUGCCCAUUCUGUGCCACCCAGCUCUGCCUCAACCAGGGCUGUGCCAAGCUCAUCUUCCAGGGCCCCAUUGACUGAGCUGCGGGGCCCUGGGGUGGGGGAAAAAACGAGACAGGAGGGCCAACAUGCUGUGAAACUGUUCAGACUAUUUAGUGCUUUGUUUUUUAUCACCGGACUGUAAAGAGGAGGAAUGCUUGACAAGGUUGAUGGUGUACUACAACAGUGUGUUCCAAGUGUCCGUGGAGAUGGUCCUGAAGGCAGUGGUCCAUUACACAGUGUUUGGUUUGGGCUUCUGGUCCUCUGGAUGGCUGCGGGCGUAGUGUACACACAGCGAUGUGGACCUAAGGCACAACCACAGAAACCAUCAUACUCUUUAGCUGCCAGCCAUCAGCUUUCAACUCAACUGAGCUAACUCUCUGGACUGUGCAAGCUAAAAUGGCUGCUCAUUUCAAGUAGAAGGGCUACAAAACAUGUUUAUCGAUCAUAAACUCCAAACGGAUUACAGAGAGUAGGUGUAGUUAGGGUAUGUUGGGUGGGGUGGGUUCAUGGUGGGCCUGAGGUGCAUGAUUUUCACAGAGCCAGACAGCUGGACUGUUGGCUGGGAGGAGGACCGAGCGAGCCAGCAAGGUUCAUGGGUAACUAGUUAAGUGCUCCCCAGCUCUUAUCUGGUUUUUAAUGGUAUCCAGAACAUUUAGCCUUUCCAGAGGUGAGCUGAACUCUGUUCUGUUCAGGGAACAGAUCCUUAAAAGAAAACAAGUGUUUUUCUCUCUUGUACAGAGAUGUAUUCCAGUGCCUGGGACUCCCAGUAAAACCCUGGGAAUAUUUUUACUAAAUUAAAAAAGCUAUUUUGUUGAGGGUUAUUAAGGGAGGGGGAGAGUUUUACAUAAAGUAUAAAGAAAUUUAACCCACAGAAUAUUUUCCAUCUUUUUAUUAUUUGUUAAGAAGUAUUUUACUACACUGAGGUGUACAGUUUUUUAAAAAUGUAAAUGUUAAUAUAUUUUUCUCUUGUGUAACUAUUGUGUGCAUGUAGGUUGGAUCACAUGGGUGUGCUUGAAUGUGUCAACACCGGCUCAUACGGAGACAUUAGUCCCUUGUGACGUAACCACCAAAAGGCAACAACAGGCCACUGGCAUCAACCUUGUGGGUCAUGACAAUGAAUCUAUUAAAAUACAUACUUUUCUCACCAUUGGUGCUUUAGCCUAAAUUAUGCAAUUGCUUUGCUGAAUGGCUAGGUCUGUUCCUUCUUAAUAUACUGUAAAACUCGGGUGUCUCAUGAUAUCAGUAAGGCCUUUGUCAACUCUUGUGAAAUAGAUGAACUUUUGGAAGUGUAACUCACUUACACAUCAACACACACCUGUGAGCUUUCUUUGAUCUUGUCCCAUACUCAGUGUGCACUGUUGAAUUUGUAGCUUUAUCUCAUGCUGGGUUUUAUCCAAUGAUUUGUAUGCUCCCAAACCUGGGCACAGUCACUGCAGCAUUGAUGGGUUAUACCAAAUAUAAAAUAAGAGUUUUCUCUCUGAUGCAACAACUGCUUCCUGCAAUGCAAAGUGUUACUGUACGCAAACUAAAAACCUAACUGCUAUUGUAGAAUUCAAAUGUAGUUCAGGAUGACAGUUGAAGCUAUUUGUUUGUACUCGUUAUCACAAGGAUAAUAAGGAUAUUAUCAUGUGCCAAUGCCAAAUUUAUCAAAUCCAAUUGUGGAGAUGGAUCAAGUGGGCCAAAUGCGUAUGAAUGGAUAAGAAAUGAUGUUGUAGUUGGGCUGUGAGGUGGAAAUAAGUUUAAACUAAAGAAUUUGAAUCAAA